Meleagris gallopavo (turkey) is the source of this 2993-nucleotide messenger RNA. NCBI's taxonomy places the organism in Eukaryota, Metazoa, Chordata, Aves, Galliformes, Phasianidae. The record is from RefSeq and is a predicted model, not a curated record.
AGGUCAUCUAGUACAACUCCCCUGCAACGAACAGAGACUUGCACAGCUAAAUCAGGUUGCCCAGGGCAUCAUUACUCCCAUUGUGGAGCCCAAAGCAGUGAUAGGUGGAACAAAUUCAUAGAAUCAUAGAAUCAUUAAGGUUGGAAAAGACCACUAGUAUCAUCUAGUCCAACCAUAAAUUGAUCCAGAUCAAGAAAAGAGUCUUAGGCAGAGUUGGUAACAGAAACGACAGCAUCUGGUUCUUCAUCAUAUUCCCAUACACAACUCAUACAUUCCCUUCCACUGGGAGACUUUCAUCCAUGCAGGUCUUAUUUUACAUAGAUUACUGAGAGUCUGACAUCAGUCAAAAAAUCCCUGGUGUCCACUCACGAAUUUAGGAGUCAUUUAUAUCUGUAGUAAUAAAAGCUGUAUGCUGUUUAUUUAGCAGUGCUGUUCUAACGUGCUGUUUGUUGUUUAGACAGUCUGUAUCUUCUUCAUAUUGUAAUCAUAUUAAAAAAGCAUUCUUUUCCUGAAAUAAAGAGGUAAUCAUUCACAAGAGGCAUAAUUAUUCCAUGUGGUGCAGGCAGGAUGCUGCAGAAAGAGCUGUCUUCUUUAUGCAUAAGAGGCUUUUACUGCAAGUGUUCUACACAGUAAUUAAAUUCCUUUGAAUGAGAAAGCCUGAUUGGAUUUUCUUUGGUUUACAGGGAGGAGUCUGAAAAGCAAGGUAGUUAUCUCAAUUGCUAUACAAUUUUGACAUCUGUUGAAGACUAGGGAGAAAGGUUCAGAGUGCCAGAUUCCCAUCUCCCUUCCCUUAUGCUAGUGUUAUGUUAGCUGAACUCAGUUGAAUUUAGCUGAAUUACGCUCUAUUUGUGUGGGAAUAAAGCUUAGAAACCCUUGGCAGAAAGCAGAAGGCUACCUGCAUGCACUCUGCGAGAAUCCAAAUUAUCUAAGGGAGAAAAAUAUAGUUAGAGGAAUGUUACAUGCAGUUACAAAGGCAAGUGCCCAAAAGUGAGAAAACUUCACAUGGCUGUCCUUCCAAUGGGAUAGUUGUUUUAUAGUGAGUUCAGCCUCGGCCCAGAACAGGCCAAAGUUUUAAGAGGCAGCAACAAGCAAAUGAAAAGUCAGAUAAUCAUAAAGCAGGAGUCUGUGUUGUGGCUUGACACGUGAGCCAGGAUACUGGUGUGGCACAACUUUUGAGUAUUUGAGUUGUCAAAACUAAAUCCCAUUUGUUUAACAUCAAUGAUUACAUGCAGCUGCAAAGGGAUUUUUCAAAAGAAAAUAUGAAGAAUGUAAAUUAAAAGACUAUUACAUACAACCUCAACAUGUGUUAGCAAUGGGGUUUGGGCCUUGUAGCAUAAAUUACAGUAUAAAAUCAUCCUGUUACUGGGUGUCAGGAGACGUGUGGCAUCAUACAGGUGAUUUCAUUCUGCUCGGAUGUAGCUGGGGGACUGUACACAUAAUAAGGACAGUGGCAAUUUCAGCAGCUCAGAGAAACAUCACAGGGAAAAGGGAAGCACUUUCCUAAUCUGUGGACUCCGUCUGCCUGAUGCUGAUGCUUUGUAUCACCCAGCUGGAUUGGGAAUCUCUAAGGCAGAGAUAGCAUGUAUGUGUAGGGGCUGGAUUCCUGAAGCUCCUCAUCCUCAUGUUGUCCAUUAGACCUUCGGCCUUGGUAGUGUUCAGGAAGCACCAUGAGGCAAGUGAAACCUGCCUUUGCCUUCCCAUCCAGUGGGAGUGGGAAGUGGUGGGAGAGUAUUGCCCUAAACUGAGACAGAUGGGUUGCAACAAGCCAAAACUUCCCUGUCAUGAUUCUACUGACUUCUGAGAGAUUGUGCUCCCCUUUAUUGUUUAUUAAUUCUCAGAAAAGGUGCCUCCUGGGUCUAGCCCAUCCGUGCCAUCCAGCUGUCUGUACAGAAAGUUUGAAGUGAAGCUAAAUGUUGAUUCCAUUUUACUGAUUCUUUCUUUUCUUGUUGAGCAGAAACAGUCAUCCCUGAGGACUACCUGGAUCCAGCUAAUAUGAAGCGGUACAGUGCAGAUCCUACUGACUCUGCCUUCAGUUGUGUGGGCUCCGUGUACGCCAUGCGGCAGAGUCCUGCAGAUGGACAUCCUGCUGGAGGCUCCUCUUCCUCCUGUGGCCAUCGUCCUGCCCCGAUGUCCUCAGGGAGGUCCUCCUCUGCUGGCCUGCGGCACCAUGCCUCCAGCCCAACAAGGAAUGGGACCUAUUCUGAAGGAAACACAAGUGCCUCAAGUCCUUCACCAGAACAACAAGACAUGGCUCGGCCAUCAAGCAAGAAUCCUUUGACCUGGACCGUGGACGAUGUGAUUUGGUUUGUGAAGGAUGCAGACCCUCACGCUUUAGGCCCCCACGUGGAGCUCUUCAGAAAACACGAGAUUGAUGGCAAUGCUUUGUUGCUGCUGAAAAGUGACAUGAUCAUGAAAUACCUGGGGCUGAAAUUGGGACCAGCGCUGAAACUGUGCUACCACAUCGAUAAGCUCAAGCAAGCCAAGUUCUAACAGCUUCCUGAACAACAGCAGAACCUAAAUCUAGACAGAAAACUAUAGGUAACAUGCUGCCUUACAGAAUUGCAUUCUUUUGAAGAUUGUUUUUCCCUCUUUAACAAAGACUUUGUCUUUUUUAACAUUUGUGCAUCUUCACUAAUUUUUUUUUUUAGUCCAAUGGAAGCUUUCGGGCUGCUUUGUGUUAAUAAUUUGCCAAAAAGUGUAUAAUUACAGUAAUUAUUUUGUACCAUUAAUAUUAUUAUGAUUAUAGUAAGUCCUAUUUUUGUAAUCAGAAGGGGGAAAUCAAAAGCAAACAGUGACUGCUGGCAGAAAGACUAUUGGCUGCCUGCCAGGAAGGGAUGGGGUGGGACACAGUGCUGCCUGGGCUGCCAUGUUCAGAGUGUUUCGGGGAACGUGUGCCCUUUGGUCAGCCAGCAUUGAACAGGAACCACCCUGUGUCUCGCACUAACAUCUGGAAAAGUUAAAUUCUUCAGUUUGAAAAAAAGAAAAGAAGAAAA